AUGGACUAUUCGACCAUCUCCCACGAUCCCGAACACCCCGUAGAGGCUUCGCCCUGGGGCUCGCCGCGCGCAGACCGCACUACAUUCUCCGCCACCAACAAUGACAUCCCGUCAUCCCCUUUACCAGCCCAUGACCGUUCUGCGGAGGAGGAGGGCAGAGGCGACGUAGCUCCCCAGUCCCCUGAUCUUUCUGCGCAGCUUCAAAGCGCUCAAUUGGGGGACCCCGAUUACACCGAAGGACAACCGUCUUUUGCGGCGCAGUCGCCCAGCGCCGAUCACCAACGAUCACAGCUCCCCGCGCGGUAUCAGACGAGCAUGCGUCAGCCUUCUCGCCCUGCAGCGCCCGCAUAUAAGAUUCAAGCUAAAAUUACUGGCCUGGAGAGGACCGGCAAGAAAGAUCCCAUUCUCCGCUUCGAUGUCCAUACCAACAUUCCAAAGUUCCGUACUACUCAGUAUCGUGAUGUCCGCCGUACACAUGCCGAAUUUACUAAACUCGCCGAUCAUCUACUCUCAGCGAACCCGGAAGCUCUGGUCCCGGCCGUGCCUCCGCCAGUCACCCCAGCUGGAGCGGGUACCGAUGAGGAUGAGGCUCGCGUGAAAGCAUCAAUGCAACGUUGGAUUAAUGCUGUUCUGAGCAAUGAAAUACUUAUUCAGGAUGAGGAGAUGGUUUUAUUUGUAGAGAGUGACUUCGGUUACAGCCCGGUGGUCCGGAUGAAGCAGCCAGCUACUGGUGUCCGUCGCAAGAUGUUGAAGCAGUUCGCACCCCCUCCAGAUGAUACCCCUGAACUUCAAUCUGCUCGCCCGACUGUUAAGAUGUUUUAUCUGGGUUCAAUGGACACAAGCCAUAAGGUGGAUCGAGUCGUCAAGGGCCGUCGAGGUCUUGGACUCGCCGAGACGGAUUUCGGUGUGAAACUUGGCCAAAUGAGUGUGCAGGAGACACACCCCGGCUUAGCUACGGCGUACCGCAAGUUGGGCAAGGUGAUUCAGACUGUAGGUGACUACCAUGCUGUGCAAGCUACCGCAGAAGCCACCACCCUUGGAGAGCCACUGAGCUACCACUCUGGGGAUGCCUUCAUUGUAAAGGAAACCUUGACCAAUCGACACAUCCUGCUCCGUGAUCUUCUCCAGGCUCAGCAAAGCACCCGCAGUAAACGCGCCGCAGCAGACCGCUUGAAAGUCAGCUCAUCAGUGCGCUCGGAUAAGGUUGACGAAGCAAUAAAUGCCCUUCAGGAUGCUGAGAACCACGAGGAAUACUUGACUAAACGUACUCAGCGUGUCACUGCCAAUUUGUUGCAGGAGAAACGCCGCUGGUUCGACCGCACCACCAAUGAUCUACUUUUCAGCCUGCGCGAGUAUACUUUGCGCCAAAUUGAUGCUGAAAGACGGACUUUGGCAACAUUGGAGAGUGUUCGGCCUGACAUUCGAGCAAUCGACGCUUCUGGAGGAUUGAGCCGUUUGGGUCGCGAAUCUCACCCUGCUCAGCGCCGGCCCAACGUCACAUCUAGCCAAGGUCCCAAAGGAGACUCUUGGAGUGGUGUUCCCCGCCGCACUGACAGUAUGGGUCGUAGCAUUAGUGGCAGCUUUACAGCUCCCCUUCUGAAUGAGGAAGAGGGCGAGGAGGGUGGCAAGGGCCGUCUGCGCUCUACCAGCAAGGUUGAUUCUAUUGCGGAGGAUGACGAUGAUCGCCUGGAUGCUCGCAAUGCGGCUAGUCGGCUAGCCACAAGUACCUUCUAA
Penicillium malachiteum is the source of this 1734-nucleotide messenger RNA. RefSeq names its product retromer subunit VPS17. Gene Ontology annotation, molecular function: phosphatidylinositol-3-phosphate binding. The record is from RefSeq and is a predicted model, not a curated record. Lineage: Eukaryota; Fungi; Ascomycota; Eurotiomycetes; Eurotiales; Aspergillaceae. The transcript is spliced from 3 exons. Bases 1 to 1734 code for a protein of 577 amino acids. Gene Ontology annotation, biological process: retrograde transport, endosome to Golgi; intracellular protein transport. Gene Ontology annotation, cellular component: retromer, tubulation complex; retromer complex; endosome.